AUGGGAGAGUUCGCGCAGAUAUUUCCUGUACCAAAUGCCUUCGUUUCCUAUAUCCGAGCUUUUGUCGAUGAGGACUUGGCCUGGAUAGUUGGAAUAUCAUACUGGUUUGCGUAUUCCACGGCGGUUUCUAUUGAAUUAAUGUUUGUAUUUGAGCUGCUACAGUACUGGAACCUCACUUCGUCUCAAGCGGCAUUCAUCCUGCUGGCGGGUUUUGCAAUAGUGAUAGUCAUCAACUUGUUCAACAUCAGUGUGUUCGGAAUGGUUCAAAGUAUCAUCGGUGUUCUCAAGAUGGCCUUAUGUCUCGGUGUGGCCGCUGCACUCUUCACUGUAGUCGCAAAAGAUCUUGGUGAUGGCUUCACCAACAAUGCCCAAUUUGCUUCAAGUCCUAUCAGAGCUUUCUGUUAUGCUUUUCCUAUGGUAGGAUUCAGUUACAUGGGGGUCGAGAGCAUAGCAGUCACUUUACCUGAAGCGAGAGAUGUCAAAUCCGUCAUGAAGGCUCAACCAUUUCACUGGGUAACAUCAGCACUCUAUCUCCUCGUCAGCUUGGGAGUUACCCUCGUCGUCUCUUGGAAUGAUCCCGGACUACUUUCGAUCUAUGACCAGCCAAUCAUCACUCGCGACGUCGACAAUAUCUCGCUUCUGACCAGAAGCGUGCCAGCUUCUAUCAGUGCUGCCGUUCUUGGUAUAUCUGGGCUUAAUACUGAUCUCACAGGAUUCGUCAACGGGGGUAUCAUCUUCAGCGCGAUUGGGGCCGCAAGCACCAACUUGUAUAUUGCUAGUCGAACGCUUCAUGGACUAGCAAACAGCCUCCAUGGUAACAACUCGUUCAGUAGACCGUUUCGCAAAUUCAUUGGCCGAGUACAACCGGGGACGAGCGUGCCGCUCAGAGCUGUCAUUGUCAGCGCCAUAGCCUUCUGCUGGUUGCCAUUCCUCGACUUCGGCAGCGAGACAUCGACGUCCAAUAGAAUUCAAACAAUCUUCAUGACAUUUGCCGAAGUCUCUGUGAUAAUGGUUUGGGCAUUCACAUGCGUGGCCUUUAUCCGUUACUACAUGUGGUACGUCUCUUAG
Molecule: messenger RNA, 1068 nt
Organism: Phaeoacremonium minimum UCRPA7
Lineage: Eukaryota; Fungi; Ascomycota; Sordariomycetes; Togniniales; Togniniaceae
Product: putative amino acid transporter protein
Exons: 6
Coding region: 1-1068 (355 amino acids)
Biological process (GO): amino acid transmembrane transport
Cellular component (GO): membrane
Molecular function (GO): amino acid transmembrane transporter activity
Source: RefSeq, a predicted model, not a curated record